UGCGUUGAAACGCACCGUCUUUCCUUUGCUUGUAUUUCGGAGCCUUUUUUCUUCGCCAAACCCUUCUCAUUCUAGUAUUCUUCCAGCUCUAAUGGCAACUCGCGCCUUUUCAAAAUCAAAGUUCUCAAUUUUAACUUCAAUCCUCCUUCAAAACCUUAACAAAAGCCCUAUAACGAGGUUCCAAUCUCCUCUAAACGCUCAAAUUCCACCUCUACGACCCGAUUCCCAUGAACCCAUUUCAGCGUUUAAGCAAUAUCAUGAUGGGAGGCCAAGAGGUCCCCUUUGGAAAGGCAAAAAGCUGAUAGGGAAAGAAGCCCUUUUUGUAAUAUCGGGUUUAAAGAGAUUCAAGGAUGAUGAAGACAAAGUUCAGAAAUUUAUCAAAACCCAUGUUUUAAGGCUAUUGAAGAUGGAUUUGAUUGCGGUUCUUUCAGAGCUUGAACGCCAAGGGGAAACUUCUCUCGCUGUAAAGGUUUUCGAGGCGAUUCAAAAGCAAGACUGGUAUAAGCCUGAUGUCUAUUUGUAUAAGGACUUGAUUAUUGCAUUAGCGAGAUGCAGGAAAAUGGAUGAAGCAAUGAAGUUAUGGGAAUCUAUGAGAAAGGAAGAUCUGUUCCCUGAUUCUCAGACGUACACUGAGAUCAUUAGGGGCUUCUUGAGGGAUGGAUCUCCUGCUGAUGCAAUGAACAUUUAUGAAGAUAUGAUAAAGUCUCCUGACCCACCAGAGGAGUUGCCAUUCAGGAUUUUAUUAAAGGGGCUUCUGCCACACCCUCUUUUGAGGAACAAAGUUAAGAAAGAUUUUGAGGAGCUCUUUCCAGAAAAGCAUGCUUAUGAUCCUCCUGAAGAAAUUUUUGGCAAAUGCUGAGGGCUUCAAAUGGUCGAUCUCAGUCAUGCAGGAGUGACAGAAACUGACAGGGUAAGAGAGCAAUGUUUUACAAAGAGGAAGCAAGAAUGAGCGAUUCCAUUGGAGAUCCCAUAUUGCAGAUAAUUAUCCCAUUCAGAGAUUGAAUCGUCGGCAUUUUGUCUGGGUCAUCGAGGAGUUCUCCCAACUCAGAACUAUGAUGUACCUUAAAAGAUGUUCUAGAAAGGACAUUCACAUUGAAGUAGUUUUACCAGAUUCUUGUAGCAUGAUCCACUGUCUAAAUUGGUCCAUGAUUUAUGGGAGGAUACACAUGGAAAUAAUAGAUAAGAUUGCUUGAUA
Messenger RNA from Durio zibethinus, 1195 nucleotides. RefSeq names its product protein THYLAKOID ASSEMBLY 8-like, chloroplastic. NCBI's taxonomy places the organism in Eukaryota, Viridiplantae, Streptophyta, Magnoliopsida, Malvales, Malvaceae. The record is from RefSeq and is a predicted model, not a curated record. Gene Ontology annotation, molecular function: protein binding.